This is a messenger RNA of Erigeron canadensis, 1122 nucleotides long. RefSeq names its product repetitive proline-rich cell wall protein-like. NCBI's taxonomy places the organism in Eukaryota, Viridiplantae, Streptophyta, Magnoliopsida, Asterales, Asteraceae. The record is from RefSeq and is a predicted model, not a curated record. The transcript has a single exon. The coding region runs from base 9 to 1049 and encodes 346 amino acids.
UACCCAAAAUGGGGAAGCAUCAAUGGGUUAUAUUUAUAGUCAUACUUUUGAACAUAGAUACCUACAUUGUGUCUCUUGCUUGUCCCACAUGUGAACCCCCCAUAUCAACACCACCGAUUGUCAAGCCACCACCAAAAUCAUCACCUCCUUAUGUUCCAAAACCACCAACCACCACUCCUACUACUCCAACCCCACCUAUUGUUAAACCACCUUAUGUUCCUAAACCUCCAUUUAUACAUCCACCAAUUGUCAAGCCACCAAUUGUACAUCCGCCCACCGUCAAACCACCCUAUGUACAUCCGCCGAUCGUCAAGCCACCUUAUGUCCCUAAACCACCUAUUAUACAUCCACCAAUCGUUAAACCGCCAAAACCACCAACCACCACCCCUAGUACUCCAACGCCACCAUCUGUUAAACCACCUUAUGCCCCUAAACCUCCAUUUAUACAUCCACCAAUCGUCAAGCCGCCAAUUGUUAAACCACCAGUCGUGCAUCCACCUAUCGUAAAACCACCCUAUGUACAUCCGCCGAUUGUCAAACCACCUUAUUUCCCCAAACCCCCAAUAAUACAUCCACCAAUCGUUAAGCCGCCAAUUGCUCCACCUUAUGUCCCUAAACCGCCUUUUGUACAUCCUCCAAUAGUUAAACCACCUUAUGUCCCUAAACCUCCUUUUAUACAUCCACCACUUGUCAAGCCGCCACCCUUUGUACAUCCACCAUUUUGGCCAAAACCACCUUCUAUGUUUCCACCAAUAGUAUUGCCACCAAUGUAUCCAUACUACAUAUCACCACCACCGCCUUCGCCACCACCAUCACCGGUCAUUAAACCACCAUCUCCUAAUUUACCAAUAGGGCAUCCACCAUCACCACCCUAUGUAAAACUGCCACCUCAUCCACCAACAGGGCAUCCUCCAUCAAAAGUAAAGCCACCACCAGUCAUAAAACCAUGUCCUCCUCCACCGCCUCCAGUUGAAAAGCCAUGCCCGCCACCUCCUUCACCACCUCUACCCUGCCCGCCACCACUUAUAUCAGAAGAACAAAAAUCAUAGAAUGAAAAUCUGUAAUCUUUAAUGAGAAAUAAAAUGGUUUACCUUCUUUUAUAUAUGCACACAUUUAAUUAAU